AUGAACUCUUCGCAACAACAAGUCCGCAAGGCGCCGUUCAUAUAUCCAGAAUAUCUGUCACAGAUGACAGCCAAGAUGAAACCCAAGACGACGAGGAGUGAGUUAUCAGCAAUGAACAAUGGAUUGUUAUUUCCGUCUCAGGGUCUUGGGGAAACCACCAAUAUCGAUGAGCUGAAACAAACUCCCUCCUCAUCGACGUCGACAACCGCUGGCGAAACGACAACUAGUGUCCUGCCGCCACCAAAGACGCAAUAUCACAGGCGAGAGUCUGGCGUUACUGCAGCUUCAGACCCAUUGCCAGGCCAACCCUUAAUGUACUCUUCCACAAAUCCCAUGAAUCGAGGCAUGUUCAUGAACCAAAGAAUGCCGAACUUUAACAUGUCCAAUGCCUUUUCGGGUGGCUUCUCCAAUCUGUUUUCCAAAAAGCCCUUUCUACAGACUCCUGAAAAUACUAAUACUGAAGCCUCGUCACAGAAAGGUGGUGGUGAUGAUCAAUCCAUAUCCUCCACGAGGAGGCAACUGUUUGGCGAUUCACCCAUCAUGCUGGUACCCACCAGAGCACAAAUACCAGAAGAAGCACCGUCAUCAUCGAGACAAGGUUCCGUGACGCCAUCCAGAAAAGAAAGCCAAUCACCCAAGAAGAGCGAAAGCCCGGCCGUUUCACCCAAGAUGCAAGCGGCAGCGUCUCCACCGGCACCUCCGCCCGCGUCUCCCUUUCGCAAUUUUGGCAAAGCCUUGCGAAUGACCGCGGCUGGAACCAUUGUCAUGGGUUCCAACAGCAACAGCCACUCUCCCGAUGCUGGGAAUACUCCUCCUCUUUCUUCCAAUCAGAGUGUGGCAUCCACCAUUUCACAUUUCUCCGCCUCUUCUCAAUUGUCGCAAUCCCAACGAGGAGAUCAACCACUGCCACCGCCCCAAAUCAAAGUGAGAGACCCUCCCAAGAUCAGAGUCAAGCUGAACAAUGGCAACAAACAGCAAAAUGGCUUGUCACCGAAACGAAAAUGCGCUUCGUGCGUGUGUCGGGAUCAAAAGUUGGUGGACCAACGCAAGGAAAUUGAUCAUUUGAAGGAUGUCAUUCAAGAUUUACUGGUAAUGGGUAUGGAAUCCCGCGCCAGCAUGAAUUGGGGAGAGGACGACGAUUCGCUAGAAGACUUGCCGUUGCCGUUCAUAUUAGAAGAACAGGCGGGGCCGCACGAAGGAGACUUGAUCAAGGCGGCCGACAUGGCACUGGCGCCCAGCCGCAAAGCCUUUGCCGUGGAUCCCAACGAUCCUCUCAAGACCGAACAGGUGUCUUCUACCACGGCCGUCUUGCAAAUGAGUCAUUCGCUGCAAGUCAAACAAGCUUUCAAGAGAGGAGCACCCGCUAAAAUACCGGAAAAGAUUCGACAUUUGCGGAUACAAGUGAAUGGAAAUUGGGGGUAUUACAGCGGCCCAAAGCCAGAGGUGGACGAGCAGUUGGUGGGGUGUGUGGUACGAUUUGACAAUGGGGAUUUGUAUUUGGGAAACAUGGAGAAUUCCUGCUUUCAUGGUCCGGGGACCUAUUAUCCAAAGGGUGGAAGACCGUUCCGGGGGAACUUUGAAUGGAAUCAACUAUCCGAAUACGAGUGCUAG
Messenger RNA from Cylindrotheca closterium, 1611 nucleotides. Lineage: Eukaryota; Bacillariophyta; Bacillariophyceae; Bacillariales; Bacillariaceae. The record is from the annotation of a GenBank genome assembly.